ACUUCCGCUUCCGUUUUCUGGACCAGGUCUCGGGAGGGGUGCAGCGGCUUCUAGUCUCUCUUUGCUGCCAUGACAGCCACUCUGCGCCCGUACCUCAACGCAGUGCGUGCCACCCUGCAGGCUGCCUUGUGCCUGGAGAACUUCUCCUCCCAGGUGGUAGAGAGACACAACAAACCCGAAGUGGAAGUCAGAAGCAGCAAAGAACUCCUCUUGCAGCCUGUGAUCAUUAGCAGGAAUGAGAAAGAGAAAGUAUUAAUUGAAGGCUCUAUCAACUCUGUGCGAGUUAGCAUUGCUGUGAAACAGGCUGAUGAGAUUGAGAAAAUUCUAUGUCACAAAUUUAUGCGGUUCAUGAUGAUGAGAGCAGAAAACUUCUUCAUUUUACGUCGGAAACCAGUUGAGGGCUAUGACAUCAGCUUCUUGAUUACAAAUUUCCAUACAGAGCAGAUGUACAAGCACAAGCUGGUGGACUUUGUCAUUCAUUUUAUGGAGGAAAUUGACAAGGAAAUCAGUGAAAUGAAGCUGUCAGUCAAUGCUAGGGCUCGCAUUGUGGCAGAAGAGUUCCUUAAGAAUUUCUAGGCCAAGGGCUGGAAUCCACAGCUUUGCUUUCUCAUUCUCUCUGCCCCGCUACCUUAGGGCGGCUACAGAGAGGCCACAGCUCAGGAGU
This is a messenger RNA of Thamnophis sirtalis, 664 nucleotides long. It is a transcript of the gene ARPC4, whose product is annotated as actin related protein 2/3 complex subunit 4. The record is from RefSeq and is a predicted model, not a curated record. Gene Ontology annotation, biological process: Arp2/3 complex-mediated actin nucleation; actin filament polymerization. NCBI's taxonomy places the organism in Eukaryota, Metazoa, Chordata, Lepidosauria, Squamata, Natricidae. Gene Ontology annotation, molecular function: actin filament binding. Gene Ontology annotation, cellular component: actin cytoskeleton; Arp2/3 protein complex.